Phalaenopsis equestris is the source of this 2361-nucleotide messenger RNA. Its product is annotated as phosphoinositide phosphatase SAC6-like. The record is from RefSeq and is a predicted model, not a curated record. The transcript is spliced from 21 exons. Gene Ontology annotation, biological process: phosphatidylinositol dephosphorylation. The coding region runs from base 280 to 2082 and encodes 600 amino acids. Lineage: Eukaryota; Viridiplantae; Streptophyta; Magnoliopsida; Asparagales; Orchidaceae. Gene Ontology annotation, cellular component: endoplasmic reticulum. Gene Ontology annotation, molecular function: phosphatidylinositol-4-phosphate phosphatase activity.
GUUCGGGGCGGGCACGAGUGCUUACCAUUAUCAUUCGGCUUCGAAGUGGCGCGGUGCGUAGCGGUUCCGUUGCUUCCUGUACAUCGUCCCACCUCGCGCGGCUGGCCGCGCUUCCUGCGAAGCCCUCAGUUUCAGAUUCCUCUGCCUACGCCUAUUUUUGCAGCACGCAAUCGUCUAACUGCUCGCUCUCUCCUCCGUUUAUUUUCCUCACCCAUCUGCUCCCAAACGCGGUGCUCUUCCGGCCACAUCCAACAGUCUUCGCUAGGAUCAGAAAUUAAAAUGAUGGAUGACAUGGAGAAAAGAUUUUCUGAUAAAAAACUUUAUGAAAGAAUGCGCUUGUGGGAAUUUGCAGACAAAUAUAUCUUUGAACCAAUCGAUAGUGCCAUUACUGAUUCUUAUCUAUCAAUCAGCCGGACAGAUGGAUCAAUGAAUUUAAUUGGGGAGCUUCCACAAUGUGGCGAUAUGCAAUCGCCAAAUGUUCGCCUUGUUUUUGGUGUGAUUGGCAUGCUUAGACUUAUUGUAGGUUCUUAUCUGUUUGUAAUUACGGGUCGUGAAUGUGCUGGAACUUACUUGGGCCACCCUAUAUACAAAGUUUCUACCCUUGGGAUCUUGCCUUGCAACCUCUCGCUUGAUGGUUCCUCUGCUGAACUGAAAAAGAUGGAAGCUGAAUUCUCAACCCUCCUAGGUGCUGCUGAAAAGACCCAUGGUCUCUAUUUCUCUUAUGAUGUCAAUUUGACCCUCUGUGCUCAGAGGCUACAUGAAUUAGGUGAUGAAUCUAAAUUUCUUCCUCUUUGGAGACAGGCAGAUCCGAGAUUUCUUUGGAAUGAUUACAUAUUGGAAGCACUCGUUGAUAACAAAUUAGACCCAUACAUACUUCCUGUCAUGCAAGGAAGUUAUCAGCAUUUUGAAGCAGCACUUGGUACAAAUAUUGUUGACGUGUCACUCAUUGCUCGCAGAUGUACAAGGAGGACAGGUACCCGUAUGUGGAGAAGAGGAGCUGAUUUAGAUGGUUAUGUUGCAAACUUUGUUGAAACUGAACAGUUAAUGCAUGUAAAUGGAUUCACAGCAUCUUUUUUGCAAGUUCGUGGUUCCAUACCAUUAUUAUGGGAACAGAUUGUCGAUUUAACGUAUAAACCUCCAUUUCAAAUUGUGCAACCUGAUGAGGGGCCUCGUGUAGCUCAGCGCCACUUUAUGGAUCUUGUUAAAAGAUAUGGAUCUAUCAUGGCUGUUAAUCUUGUGAAUAAGCAUGGUGGUGAGGGACGUCUAAGUGAAAGAUUCACAAAAGUUAUGGAGACUAUCACUAAUUCUAGCAUAAGAUAUGUACAUUUUGACUUUCAUGCGAUAUGCGGACAUAUCCAUUUUGAACGUCUCUCUCUCCUUUAUGAUCAAAUUGAAGAUUUUUUGAAACGUCAUAGGUACUUUCUCUUAGAAGUUGAAGGUGAGAAGGUCCAGGAACAAACAGGUGUUGUAAGAACGAAUUGCAUUGAUUGUUUAGACAGGACAAAUGUUACACAGAGCAUGAUUGGGGGAAAAAUGUUAGAAAGCCAGCUGAAUCAAAUUGGAAUUUUUGGUGAUGAUGAAGCUAUCAGUGCUUAUUCUUUUUUUGACACAUGCUUUAAGAAAAUGUGGGCUGAUCAUGGAGAUGAUAUCAGCAUCCAGUACUCUGGAACUUCUGCUUUAAAAGGAGACUUUGUCAGGUUUGGGAAGCGAACUAUGGAUGGAAUUGUAAAAGAUGGUAUUAACUCCCUAGUUCGAUAUUACCUUAACAACUUUGCAGAUGGGAUUAAGCAGGAUGCGGCCGAUCUAUUACAAGGACAUUACAUCUUUUCAAGCAGUCGAGGUCUGCCUUCUCCAUCCCAAUCUCUUGGUGUGGAGGUCUUUGCGUCUGUGAGAGUAGCUUCGGGAGUCGUUUUGGCUGGAGUAAUGUUUGCCAUGUUGUCAUUUAGAAAAGCUCAAUAUGAUCUCCGACAUCUCCUAUAUGCUCUAUUCUGGUUGGGACUUAGCGUCGGAGUUGCAUCAGUUGUCAAAGCUCACGGUCGAAUGUUCACAAACCAACCUCGCCUUUUCAAGUCACGGCAUUAACAAACAAAGAAGCAAAUCAUCACACGGAGCCGGCUAGAUGAUUGAUUCGAGGUGCAUAAGGCUUGUCUCCAAUCCUUCUUACUUAUUCCACAUACGAUGAGGAACUCAGGGUAUCCUGAGAAUGCAACAAGUUACGACUGUAACACAUAGUUUUCAUUUUUUAUUCAUAUAAUGUAUUCAUUCUUUUGAGAUGAUAAUUUACCUUCAUGAUUCUAUAAUUUUCAAUUUGUGUGCGCGCGCGUGGUGACGAGUUAGUUAUCUUUGUUGGUUUAUGAUGAU